Cydia splendana is the source of this 477-nucleotide messenger RNA. RefSeq lists its product as uncharacterized. Bases 1 to 477 code for a protein of 158 amino acids. The record is from RefSeq and is a predicted model, not a curated record. NCBI's taxonomy places the organism in Eukaryota, Metazoa, Arthropoda, Insecta, Lepidoptera, Tortricidae. The transcript has a single exon.
AUGUCGAGGGACGUCGAUACACCGCCGCCAGCGCCGUCGCCUCCGCCGCCGCCAGCGCCGUCGCCGCCACUUCCGCCGGCCCAGCCUUCGCCGCCUUCUCAGCGGACCCUGCCGCUGUCGCCUCCAUCGACGAGUGAGAUCCUAGAUACUAGGCCGGUUUCUCCACCACUUGACGACGAACACGAGGCUCCAUCUACGAGUACACCGUGUAACUCACCAUCACCUCCGACGGCUCGUCAGACAGGAAGCCCGUCAUAUUUCUAUGUGGGGGAGAAAAGGGACAAUCGAAGACCAGAUACUGUCGACCCAGCAGGGCAUGAGCAUCCGGCUCCACCGAUUGCCGGUACCUCGGACGAGGAUGAAUUCCAAGAAGCGAUCGAGGAACCUCGACCAGGCGAGCCUCAUAGGGAUCCACCACCAGUGGUGAACCCCAGAAUAAGAUUGCGUAACCGUCCCAAGGUCAAUUAUAAAAUAUAG